Molecule: messenger RNA, 1392 nt
Organism: Cetraspora pellucida
Lineage: Eukaryota; Fungi; Glomeromycota; Glomeromycetes; Diversisporales; Gigasporaceae
Source: the annotation of a GenBank genome assembly
AAACAAGGCUGAAUUGAUAAAGCAUCUUGCAGAAACUGGAGAACAUAACCAAAACCACAUGCAAGAAACAAAAACACACUCAAUAGACACUUUAGUAGAAGAACCCUCUGCACAAACGAAUGAACUCUCUCUUGUAACUGAAUCUAUAUUAAGUCCUACAUCAGGAACUUCAAGUGACGAGGAAACUAGUGAAGAAAGACCUAACAAAAGACAAAAAAACAUGAAAGUGAAAGAAAUGGAAAUAAGAAAGCUACUGAAGGAGAUCAAGUACCUUAGAAAGAAUGUAAAUAAUAUAACUGAAAGGGUCAAGGAGUCAAGCGUUAGAGCUAAGAUAAGGGAUAACUGGCCAGAUAAAAAAUUUGAAAAACUCAGAGAUCAGUACAAAUAUGACACUUUAAGACAGAUCAGUCAAAACUUAAACAUAGCACUAAAUUCAGCAUCAGGAAAAGAAGUGAUAAAACAUAUUGAAUCAAAAAAUAAAGGCUUAACCGAAUAUGAUAAAGUAAUUAAUAAGGCUAGACAAGCAGCAGCAUCAAAGAGAAGAGAUAAAUGGAAAUACACAUCUAAUGAACCAUUUUUUCGUGAAGCAAGUGGGCAUACCAGACCAAGGUACUAUGAGAGCUCAAGUUAUGAUAGGAGAUUCAACAGAUAUGGGAAAGUGAACUACUAUGGAGAACCAAAGUUUUAUCAAAAAACUAACUACUAUGAAGGACACAGAAAAAUCAGUGAAUCAAGAACUGACCAUGAUCAGCAUAUGAGAGAAAAAGGGAAAAAUAGAAAACUCACUUGUUACAACUGUAGGGGUAUUGGACAUUACUCAAAUGGCUGCCCUCCUCAAAAGCUGACAGGUCUGCAAUCAAGGAAAGAAACCCUUAUGACCGUGACUCACAAAGGUACACACCACACCCCAGAAACAUCAGCUAACUAUACUCAGGACACUUCGAGAACGGUAAUUGGGCAACUGAACAAACCCAAGAAUACCACUGUACCCAAGAGGGUUACUGCAACUAGCAGCACAAGACGAUCCAUGACAAUAUCAGAUGUCAAAAGAACAAGAGGAAUGGACAAAGAAGGAACUAACUCGGUUGUUGAACGAAAGGGCAAUUGCAAUAGCAAGGAAGGGUUCGAGACAACCAGACUUCCUAAUAGAAGUGAGUCUGAUUUUUCUACGUCCGAAACUAGGGCCAAAAAAGUAGAGGUUAAUAAUAGACCUAAAAAGGCUGAACAGGACUCUACCAGAGAAAAAAUUUCGUUUCGAGGGUUUGAACACCUUCAUUCAUAUAAUGGGAAAAAAUUGGAGGUAAUAACUAUCAACUUAAAGGAUGGAUAUCAUCACCUACUAAUGACAGAGCAAGCGCAACAAUUACUAGACUUCAAAUUUGAAGAGAUAUA